CACCGAAUCACCGAUGAUGAUUGAACGCCGAUGGUCGCAGAUUUUCACGCCUCAAAUGAAGUGAUUUUGCUAUCCUGGAGUAUAUCUCGAUGCCGAGUCAGCCAGUUAUACAAAAGACAAGGAUCCCAAAUGAAAGGACAUUGGUGUUGAAGCUCUACGAUGUAUCGACCCCAGAUGCAGCUGUGCCCAUAUAACGCUCACAGAAGUCCGUGAGGAGCUAAAGGCGACCUAAAUGGAUUAUCCAGACUAACCACGACUGGAGAUAGUUUCUAUUUAAUAUAACAAUAAUAAUCUCUGCAACCAUGUCUGUCUCUACUGUAUUGGCAAAGGCCUUAUUUGACAACACAGCAGAGAGCCCGGAGGAGUUAGCAUUCCGUAAGGGGGACAUCUUGAUGGUCCUGGAGCAGGAGCAGGCUGGUGGUCCUGGCUGGUGGCUUUGCUCUCUACAUGGACGACAGGGUAUUGCGCCUGCCAAUCGCCUUCGCCUUUUGCAAACUGCCCCAGCCCCAGGCUCAGACCUUCAUUGUGGUUCUAGUGAAGACUCUGUUUAUCUGUCACCCGGUCCUGCGUUGGCCCGAGUUGGAGUCAGCAGUAGUGCAGAUGAUAUAGACGGAGUGUACCGCUCUCCACCAGCUGUGGGUGAAGGACGACCUGGAGAACUCCGCAGAACUGAAGGAGGACGCCCACGUUCUCACUCAAGUUCUGGGACAAGGCCCAGACCCGAGUGGGACAUUGGUGUAGCCGGGCGUCCUCGCUCACCUUCUUUAAGAGGAAGAGGAACCGACAUAUCUGGGACACUUUAUCAAACUCCAGUGAAUUCACUACCUGCAGCUCAGCAUGUAAAGCAGCCAGGUGUUUUGACCUCAGAGUCUGUUUACCUCAAUCCCAGUGGAGUUUCACGGUCCAGAGAUGAUACACAAGAUAAUACUUAUUUAGUGCCCAGAGAAACUGUUAACGAUGACUGCUACUUGGUACCUAAAGGUACUCCCCUUGCAGGGGAUGAUGUUUACCAAACACCAACUGGAGGAAUUAUUUCAAAUGGAUCCUCUCCUCAGCCCAAAUUGGGUCAAGAUGCACCCGGAUUCUAUCAGACCCCAAACCCUGUUGGUACUAACUCUCAAAGGACUCACCCAUCACUUGUCCAAUCAUCGCCCAAAUGUCUGCUAAAGGGACCUGUUGGGAAGCCAGGUCAACGUGGUUCUCCUUUACUUGUCAGAGCAGGACAGGGCAGGCGUCCUGGAUCACCUAAUUCUGCCCGUAAGCCCCCUCCUCCAGCCCCUCCAGUAAGAGGAGUCACAAGGAAAGAUGUACAACAGUCAUCUUUACCAUCAGCUCAUUCUAAUUCUUCAGAGAAAGCCUCAUCACAGCAUGUAGAAAAACAGAAAGUCACUGCUAACAGAGAAGAGACAAUCAGCAAUGGCAAAGAGAAAAGCACCAGUGUACAAAGCAUUAAAGGACAAAUGUCAGACAACGUAGGCAAUGACCAGGUUUAUGAUACUCCUCCAAGUGGAAGGUGGCAGCGCACAGCACGCUCCUCUCUCCCUGAAGAUGACGGCAUCUAUAAUACUCCCCGCAGUGUGCCACCACAAAGUGACUCAGAACUGGAGGUUUAUGAUGUCCCAACAAUCACUCUGAAUGUGUCGACUUCAGAUGUUCAGCAGACGGGCGCAGUACCGGAUGAGGGUGAUGAUGGAGUGUACAGUGUCCCCACUCUCCCAGGCAUCCCUUUAGGCCAGGAGGACCCAUCUUGUACUGUAGUUUCUGUGGAGGAGGUUUUGCGCAGAGCUUCUGAAAAACGAGCGAGUGGUGGAGACUCCUCUGAGCCUGACUGUGGCAUCUAUGACAUGCCUGCAUUAACAGCUGAAGUCCUUCCUCUCUCCUCCUCUUCCUCCUCCACUUCUACUCGCAGGCUCUCUGUUUCUAGCAAUGGGUCAGGUGACGUGCAAUGGAAGAUUUGUUUGUCGAGCCUUGUGCAUUCACUUUUAACUACAGUGGCUUGUUCUCCAUCAACUCUUCCAUCGCGAGACCUGGCCACUUCUUUGGCAGAAAUUUUGUCCACAUGGAAGGCCAGUCACAGCAGUGAUCCUCCACCCCCUCUUCAACAGGCUUGGGCCCGUUUAUCAGACCUUUUGCCUGCAUUGUCAGCGAUUGGAAAUGCACCUCCAUCUGAAGGCCUCCUCACUCUGGUUCAGCGGUCUCUUGAAGAAAGCUCCCUUCUCUUACAAGUACAAAGUCGUCCUCGUUUGCCGUCCCAAGAAUCCCUUUCUCGGCGUCCGUUACCUGCCCUACCAGUGGCAGAGGGGGUAUCUUCUGUUGGGAUGGGCCCUCGUAAAGGCAGCUGGAUACAGGAGCGACCUCUGCCUCCAACCCCACAGCCUAAGUUUCCCUUGCUACCUUCUCAGUCCACAGUGACUGUGACUGUGGGCUCCAGUGAUGGAGAAGAUGAUCCCAGUAAUGAGUAUGCAGGAAUCGGCUUGACUCCUAUUCCUGCCCCAAUACCCACUGGAGACAGUGUGGGAUAUGUCAAACUUCAGGGUAAACCUGACCUUCCUCCAAAUACACUGGCUGAAAAUGGACACACCAUCAAUGCAGAAACAAGGAUGACUCCAUCGCCGCCUUUGCCAGUGUCUCUGUCGCUGGAAGACUCGGAGCUGCUGUCCUUUUACUCUUCUCAGAGUCUAGCCCAUCUAUCCUGUCUCGCAGAUGCCAUAGAUGUGCUGUUUAGUAGUGUACAAGGGAACCAGCCUCCCCGUAUAUUUGUUGCUAGAGGGAAGAGUCUUAUUGUGACCGCACAUAAACUAGUGUUUAUAGGUGACACCCUUUCUCGACUCCUUUCCUCUGCAGAUCUACGCGCUAAGAUUACGACUUCAGGUGGUAGACUUUGUCAGGCCUUAAAAGCUGUUGUGGUGGCGACCAAGGGAGCAGCACAAAACUACCCAUCAGUAUCUGCCACUCAGGAAAUGGUGGAUUGUGUAGCUGAACUCUCACAGCACGCGGCUGGAUUUUCCACUUUGCUUCAGCGUCUGGCAGAAAUAUCAUCGUAAUAGAACUAUUUUACUUUUUAAGGUGUUUUUUAAAGGUGCAUUGUGUAACUUUUUGUUAUUGCGUUGUAUGGAAUGUUUUACAGUAUGGCAUUAAACCUUACCAAGUAUAAGUAUCUUUGACCUAUAAAACCAUCGGUAAUUGGAUAAAUGUAAGGUAGGGCUGUUUAAUGUCAUACUAUGAAAGAUUCCAAGCAGAGUAGUGAUAUUUCCAUAGAAAUAAGCAGGUGAUGGACCACCAACAAAAAGUUACAUAGUGCACCUUUAAGGGGUCAAGUUACAGUGAAGAAGUUUUAACUGAUCUUUCUUCACUGUUUCCAAUGUGUGGUUCUUUGCCUCUGUUUAUAAGAUCAGUGUGCUUUGAUGCCAAACUUGUGUCUUUUUAGUGUUAACUUAUUCAGUAUGUUUUUCAUUGUACAGUUAAGCUUUGCCAUUUUUCUGUUUGCAAUUAUUUCCUUUCACGUAACAUUUUCUUCCUUUCUCUAUUUAUUUAGCUGUGGUAUGUGCUCUAAAAAUGGCAGAAAAUGAGGCCUGAUAUCCUAACUCCUAGCACACUUGUUUCCUGCAAUGCCUGAAUGGCCUUUCUUAAUUUUGUGUAAAAUAGAAAUGAAGAGUCCCUAGUUUGUGUUUCACAUUUGGCAUGUAAAGAUUUGUGAAGUACAGAUUAAUCAUACAUUUAUAAUCUCAAAUCUACAAUCCAUAUAACACCCAGUGACAAAGAGAGUAGUGAUCAUUUACUGGAAAAUUGCCCAAUCCUCCUCUUUCCCACGAUCAUAUGCUAGGUUAACACAUAACAAACCAGUCUCCCAGGUCCAGUUGUCUGAACAUGUCUGUUGUAACUUUCCUCAUCAUUUUGUUGUUGGCAAAGGAGAAAUUAGUUUUGUCAACUGGACAAACUAACUUGUUUGCAGUUUCUGGUUUUGCAGCUCAUCCAAGCUGCUUCUUCAGUUCUGGUCAGACACUGGUGGACACAGAAAUGUUUUCGACCUAAAUAAACGUUUGUCCAGCUGACAAAUUGAAUUUCUCCUUGCCAUGGAUUCUGCCUGGAUGACUGAGGGAUUCUACACACAUUUUGUUGUUGGUUAAUUUGUACUAAACAGAGAUAAGACCUAACUGCCACAUAGGGCCUGCAUUAAUACAUUUUUCUUUAUUAUUUACAAAAUUACAAACUGUAACUGUAACUGAAAACCCUACACACUACACUUGAACUACGCAAAGAUAACCUGUGAUGGUUUCUGCAUUGUUGCAAUAUCAAAUCCUUAGGAAUUAUUUUAAUGUUGUGUUUUUCAUGUUUGAACACAUGACUUUUAUGCUGUUAUGUCCCUGUUUACAAUAUUAUGCCACCUAGUGUUGGAAUUGAGUAUUACCUUACUCUUAAUAUCGUGACUACAACAUUUCUGCCAUUGUUUAGUUGUGCUGUAGAAUUUUGUGGGGAGUUUGUGGCUGUCCUGAUUGCAUGGCUUUGUUUUGCUUUGACUUUAUACAUCCCAGAGUUUACAAAAACGAGUAACAUUUUUAAAGCUGCAAAAUUUUUUACACCUUGUACAUUUGUUUUAUUGACUGAGGUAACACUUUUUUACAGUGAUGCAAACCAAGCACUACAUGGAAAAUUAUUUCUUUUACUUUGGUUAAGAUUGCACAAUGCAUUUUCGCAAAUAAAAAAAUAUUUGAA
This is a messenger RNA of Boleophthalmus pectinirostris (great blue-spotted mudskipper), 4713 nucleotides long. RefSeq names its product embryonal Fyn-associated substrate (gene efs). Gene Ontology annotation, molecular function: protein binding. The record is from RefSeq and is a predicted model, not a curated record. The coding region runs from base 303 to 3044 and encodes 913 amino acids. Gene Ontology annotation, biological process: cell surface receptor protein tyrosine kinase signaling pathway; cell migration. Lineage: Eukaryota; Metazoa; Chordata; Actinopteri; Gobiiformes; Gobiidae. The transcript has 8 exons. Gene Ontology annotation, cellular component: cytoplasm; plasma membrane.